GGAUGGUGCAGGGGUUCCGGGCAGUUUCGGCUCUUACCCUGAGACACAGAGGGAACACACACACACACACAGCUCCCGCCGCAGCAGCUGUUUGGACAAUUAGAGCCGUGGAGAGAAGAGGCUGCUCCCUCAGGCUGUGGUAAAUAAUUCUGAGUUCAGCUAGCUGCCACGUUCUGACACUUCAAAGGCCCAGGCAGCUACUGACAACGUGCCCUUGAAUUAAGCAGCAUCAUUGCCCAUUUCAAAGGGCAGUUAAGAGUCAACCACAUCGCUGUCUGGAAUCAUGUGUAGGCCAAACUUUCUUCUCUCAAUUCAAGGUCAGUGAAUCAAGGACUUUUGGACCUAUUUAGAGCUGUUUAUCAACUCCAAACAUAAGUGAAAGCUACACAGUUUUAACCUGAGAGAUUGGAAGAUGGAACAGCACGGGAAUCUAUCAGUAGUGCUCUAUGCAAAAAAUGACCUGAGACUGGAGAAUCGCCCCAUUCCAGAACCAGGCCCUAAAGAGGUGCUACUGAAGAUAGAUUCCGUCGGGAUCUGUGGCUCAGAUGUCCAUUACUGGCAAAAUGGAAGGAUUGGAGAUUUUGUUGUGAAGAAGCCAAUGGUUCUGGGGCAUGAGGCUGCAGGGACAAUAUUCAGAGUGGGGUCUGGAGUGCAACAUCUUAAACCAGGUGAUAGGGUCGCCAUUGAGCCCGGAAUCCCCAGAGAAAUUGACGAACAUUGCCGAACUGGGCGUUACAACCUCUCGCCAACAAUCUUCUUCUCUGCUACCCCUCCCGAUGAUGGGAACCUUUGCCAAUACAAUACCCACGAUGCCAGCUACUGUUACAAGCUCCCUGAAUCUGUGAGCUUUGAGGAAGGUGCUUUGAUUGAACCCCUCUCUGUUGCAAUUCACGCCUGUCGUAGAGGAGGGGUUACAAUUGGCAGCAAGGUCUUCAUUUUGGGGGCAGGGCCAAUUGGACUCGUGAAUCUGCUGGUUUCCAAGUCCAUGGGAGCGUCUCAGAUUGUGAUCUGUGAUUUAUCACUGAAAAGACUGGAAAAGGCAAAGCAAAUGGGAGCCAGUUUCACAAUCGCAGUCGAGCAGAAUAUGACACCCCAGGAACUGGGUCAGAAGGUGAAGCAGAUCCUAGGUGGAGCUAUGCCAGAUAUAUCCAUUGAAUGCACUGGAGCAGAGCUAUGUGUCCAAGGUGGUGUUUAUGCGACCAAGUCUGGAGGUGUGUUGGUUCUUGUCGGGUUAGGCCAACCUUCAACAAACAUCCCCUUGUUAGAUCUGAUAGUCCGAGAAGUGGAUAUCAGGGGAGUUUUCAGAUAUUGCAACACGUGGCCAGUGGCAAUCGAUAUGUUGGCUUCAAAGCGUAUUGAUGUGAAACCUUUGAUCACUCAUCGCUUUCCCCUGGAAGAGGCUCUCGAAGCGUUUGAAACCACAAAGAAAGGAGUGGGAAUCAAAGUCAUGUUGAAAUGUGACCCGGACAACUAGAGUGCCCCGAGAAAGUUGCUUCUUUUUCUGAUGUGCAGGGUGCACCUUCAGUCGUAAUCAUUCAGGGGUCGUCCACUGACCAGUGGAUAAUUGUGCACAUAUCAUUAGCGUGGGUGGGUACCUCGGCGUUAGGCUUCACUUUGCUCAGUAUCAUGUCAAUUUUUUUUUUAUUGUUCAUUCUUAGCUGCCCUGGCAUGCCCAGAAGCUGCAGUGUCCGACAGCUCCAGUAAGGGUUAAGGGCCAAUAACAUCCUAUAAUCCUAUUGUAACACAGGACUAAAGCACAUACGAGGAGAAAGUGAGGUCUGCA
Messenger RNA from Chiloscyllium plagiosum (whitespotted bambooshark), 1783 nucleotides. NCBI's taxonomy places the organism in Eukaryota, Metazoa, Chordata, Chondrichthyes, Orectolobiformes, Hemiscylliidae. The record is from RefSeq and is a predicted model, not a curated record.